AUGUCUUCGCCUGAGCGUCGAACUGCUGGUGUGAAGCGACCUCGCACACAGUCUCUUCCUCCUCCAUCGCUGCCGCAACUGGUCGCUGAACAGAGCACACCCAUUCCUCCCACAGACAAGGACUCUCAACGUCUGAUCGUUGUCUUGUCCAAUGCCAGUCUUGAGACAUACAAGGCGUCUCACGGAGGCACCAGCCGCAACCGCGAGGACAAGUAUUCUCUGCUUAACAGCGAUGAGCACAUUGGCGUUAUGCGCAAGAUGAACCGGGACAUUAGCGAUGCUCGUCCUGACAUCACCCAUCAGUGUUUACUGACCCUUCUGGAUUCGCCCAUCAACAAAGCCGGCAAGCUUCAGAUUUAUAUCCACACCGCCAAGGGCGUCCUGAUUGAAGUUUCGCCCUCGGUUCGCAUCCCCCGAACUUUCAAGCGAUUUGCUGGCCUUAUGGUGCAACUCUUGCACCGCCUGUCUAUCCGCUCCACCAACUCUAACGAGAAACUGCUCCGAGUUAUUCAGAACCCCAUCACUGACCACUUGCCCCCCAACUGCCGCAAGGUCACCUUGAGUUUCGAUGCACCACUUGUUAAGGUUCGUGAGUAUGUCGAAUCAGUGGAUUCCAAAGAUAGCAUCUGCGUCUUUGUUGGUGCUAUGGCUAAGGGUGAGGAUAACUUUGCCGAUGCUCUGGUAGAUGAGAAGAUUUCCAUCAGUAACUUCUCCCUGUCUGCUAGUGUUGCUUGCAGCAAGUUCUGCCAUGCUGCUGAGGAUGUCUGGGACAUUAUGUAA
Molecule: messenger RNA, 780 nt
Organism: Fusarium sp. VM40
Lineage: Eukaryota; Fungi; Ascomycota; Sordariomycetes; Hypocreales; Nectriaceae
Source: the annotation of a GenBank genome assembly